Molecule: messenger RNA, 863 nt
Organism: Drosophila navojoa
Lineage: Eukaryota; Metazoa; Arthropoda; Insecta; Diptera; Drosophilidae
Molecular function (GO): N-acetyltransferase activity
Source: RefSeq, a predicted model, not a curated record
AAAACAAAACAACAAAUGCAACCAUUUAUUGUUAUACGGAACUAUCGAGAAGAUGACGAACUUAAAUGCCAGGAGCUGGUGCGAGAUUACAUCAUGUCAUUCUCCUUAAAGUCUUUCUUCACGCUCUGCUUUCGUGAGAUUACACUGCAAUUUAUUGUCAUCACUUGGGCCGUAUUUUUCAUAUUUUUGGGUGUGCCGCUACUCUUCUGUGUGCUAACCAUACCCGGCUGUGUGUUUUUUCUCUUCACCAGCACCUACUUUUCCUUUUAUGCCAAGGCAGUAGAGCUAAUGAGGGUGAAGCCCUCACAAUCGUUGGUGGCUGAGUGUUACGAGCCAUUCAUUUUCCGUUGUGCACCAAACGAGGCUAGCUAUCAGAUUUUUAUGGAUAGGCCACCAUAUGAUGAAAACUAUUUGAACAAGUUUCGUCGCCGAAUUGUAGCCACCGUAAGCGUUAAGAAUCAUCAUGCUGUCUACAAUGCCGCCUGGAUAUACCGUUUUGCGAUUGCCAAACAGUAUCCGCAUCAAAAAAUCAUGGAGCCCAUGAUAAAUCUGGUCUCGAAGAACUGCAUCAACGGCGGUUACGCUUCGCUGGAAUGCACCAUAUCCGAAUGGCAAGAAAGCGAACGUGACUUCUACGACGAUCUUGGUUUUGUGACAAGACAAAUCUAUCACAAGCAAAUCAUUGGCAGCACGCUAACAGUGAUGAAGACCCAGUUAACAUAUAAUUUAAAGAUAGACGGUGCUCUGCAAAAGCAGAAUUAGUGGGAUAUACGAGGAAUAUUCUCUGUAUAAAAAAUAAUAUAAAAUCUCUCGGGAAAACAAAACUGUGACAUUUAGCACAAUUAUUUAUGUUUAUUUUUGUA